Messenger RNA from Micropterus dolomieu (smallmouth bass), 3602 nucleotides. RefSeq names its product beta-1,4-glucuronyltransferase 1 (gene b4gat1). The transcript has 2 exons. Gene Ontology annotation, molecular function: glucuronosyltransferase activity. Lineage: Eukaryota; Metazoa; Chordata; Actinopteri; Centrarchiformes; Centrarchidae. Bases 320 to 1615 code for a protein of 431 amino acids. The record is from RefSeq and is a predicted model, not a curated record.
GCGCCGCUGUCGCAGCAGCAGCAGUGUUACAUUUUGAUGGAGAUCACAUACACUGGCUUAGUUUCGUCGUUUUAUUCGUGCUGCCAAGAGUCUCAUGUAAAUCUGGGGCAGCGUUGCUACCAACAAGCAAAAUAUGCAAUCAAGUAUCCGUUGUAUUUCCAGCCGAAUAGGCAGCAGUGUUAGCAUCGUGGUAGCUAUGUAGGUAAUGUUAGCUGGGACGCUUGGACAAAAAUAGCCAGCCCCAAAGGAAACGGCAGUCUGGUCGGGUGUUUGAACCUGCUUUGUGUACAGUAAUCUGCUAGUUUGCAGUUUCUCUGGAAUGCAUCUCUCCAAGAAAUGUUCCGCCUUCAAAGUAGUGCUCAGUGCUCUGCUGAUCGUGGCGCUCCUGCAGCUCAUAUACCUGUCCUUCUUGUCCAAGUUUCACGGUAAGCAGCAGCGGUACAGGUACUCUGAGCUCUUUGGGGGCUCUGGGGCCAAGAAGAAUGGUCACCCCGAGAAAAACUCGCGGAAGGAGCGUCUGAGGUAUUCGCUGUCCACUGGUGGGAUCUUUGACAACAGCGGUCAGUACCGGGUGUACAAGAACUUGAUCAAAAGUGAUUUCACCACAAAUCACAAACCAGGAUCCGAACCAAGCUCCAAUGUCCUGGCUUUAGCUUCACACACAACCAUCAACAACCUGCAUCAACUGGAGUCUCUUCUGGAAAGAUGGCAUAACCCUCUCUCUCUGGCCAUAUUCGCACAUGGGCAAGAUGUCAAGUUUGCCACAGCUCUGGUGUAUGCACUCAGCUUCUUCUGCCCUCAGAUCCAGUCCCUGGUGGACUUCCACUUGGUCUGCCUCUCAGGAGAGAUGGCCAGCUUCCCUGAACAGGACCGUGAGCAUUUUGCAGGGCUUGAAGACUGUCCCUCUGUGUUCUCCAGAUUGGAGACCCACAGGGAUAAAUACAAGAACUAUGCCAUCAGUGGAAACAUCUCCUAUCCCAACAACCUUCUCCGCAAUGUAGCCCGAGGUGGCACAGAGUCCACCUACAUCCUGGUCAUUGAUAUCGACAUGAUGCCGAGCGCCGACCUGCACCAGCAGUUCCUGUCCAUGAUCAUGAAGCGCGAGGCAGCAAGUGAUGAGGUAUUUGUCUUACCUGCCUUCGAGAUCCGCCAUGCGCGGAAGAUGCCAGCCACCAAGGCAGAGUUGGUUCAGCUCUACCAGGUGGGCGAGGUCCGGCCGUUUUAUGAAGAGCUGUGUCCUCGCUGUCAAGCCCCCACCAACUACUCGCAGUGGGUUAACAGCCACGUUAGAGAGACGGGCACCCUGGAAGUGGCCUACACGCUCACCUGGGUGGACCCCUGGGAGCCUUUCUACAUCGGGCCCCGCACUGUGCCGCUCUAUGACGAGAGUUUCAAGCAAUACGGCUUCAAUCGAAUCAGCCAGACCUGCGAGCUCCACGUGGCUGGGUACAGGUUCUCGGUGCUGAGCUCAGCCUUCGUGGUCCAUCGGGGCUUCAAGAUCCAGGGGGAAUUCCACGCCAGGAAGGAAGAGGAGAACAAACGCAACCGGGUUCUAUUUCGCAGCUUCAAAGAAGGCCUGAAGACCAAAUACCCAUCCUCUAACCGACGAUGCUGAAACAAGAUGAGGACUCUGUCUGUCUCUAAUGAAAUCAGUCUCCUGCUGAAAUGACGUACAUUUUUCUUAUUUUAACCAGAUUUAGCUUCCAGUCAGGCUCUCCCUGCCCAAAACGCCCUGGUUUUCGUGUGGUGAUGGCACAGUAGGAGUUUAAUCCAACUUCCUCUUGGGUUUAUUUCAAGACCCUGUUAAAGUGAGCAGCAGGGAACGGUUCUCUGAGGAUUUCUGAGAGCGUCCUGCUAGUUGGGACUGAAAAGAAGAAAUGAUCAUAAAAGACUGGAAAAAACUGCUAGCAACCCGUGAGAUUGCCAUUUGUUUUUAAAUCAAAAGCAAAUCUAAAAUCCAGAUUUGUAAAUUACUUUAAUAUUAAAGCAUAUGAGGUAGGUUUUCUAUUUUUAAAACAUUUUUGAGCUUCUCCAGAUACACAAACGUGUUACUACAUGAGUCUCUGAGAGAGAUCGUAAAAAAAAAGUCCCAAUUUCAUGUAUGUGACAUGUAGUUUAAGGUUUGACAUUUCAUGACAGCUGAUCAAAGAUUCCUAAAAGUCCAACUGAAAUCACGUUUAGUCGUCCCAUUGUGCAGUCAGCGUUGUGUCAAAACUUAUAUUUAAUCGUUUGGUUUUUUUUAUCAAAAGGAAGAAAAUCAGGGUGUUUCUUUUACGAAGGUAGAAUCGUGACGUUACAGCUUUAUGCAAAGUUUGAAAUGAAACAAUAUGAUUGGCUGUAUAAUGAAACAAGUCCUUCUGCAUACAUACAGAACUAACACCCUUCUGACCGGCUACUGCCACAAUUGUGAAACCAAAUAUAAGAUGUACAUUUCUUUUUUCUGGUGAACACGUGAUUUGCAGGGGAGACAAACCCAUGAUUUCAGUUGUCACUUCAGUUCUGGCAGGCAGGGGGGUCCACAAAAGUCUGGGCUGGUUCCAAACAUUGUGUCUGAUAUUUUCAACUAUUCAACAACAAUAAUGAAGCAAAACAUGAUUGCAAUCAGGUUAACUGCAAACCCAGUUUGAUCCCAAGUGGAUCACUUUUCAGUUCUUUUGAAUGUUGUGCCAAUUAGUGAUGCGACCACCAGGUGGCAGCGGGCGCUUGAGUGUUAAGUGCUGUGAUGCACUAUUGUGCUUUAGCCUGAAGCAGAGCAGCGCGGAUGUCUGCGCCACGGCUGUCAGCACAUGUCAGACAUUUCCAGUACCCUGCGAGCGCUCGUAUACCACCGCACACUAUCUGAAGAGAUUACUCAGAAGUUGAGAGGAGGACAACACACUUGGAAAUUUUACACAGGACAUUGUAUGACGCCAUAAGUUCACCAAGACUGUGUGAAGCUACUGUAUUAUAACACUGAGGACCUGACAGCUGUUAGAUGAUGUAGAGUUGGGGAAGUAGAGGAUUACAGGUGGGCUACAGGUAGAAAUAAUGCACAUAGUAAAUACUGCACAAUCAAAAUGUAAACCACCAACAACAACAGCCUGUGUUGUCAAAAGGAUUACUGUGGAAAUGUUCAUCUUAACACCACUAGGAAAUAGCAAAUAACUGAUCUUACACUUAUUCUGUAACCUACAGCUACAUACAGUAUUAAACCUUAACUACCACUCUUCUUGUGCAAAGGAUGCAUACACAAACUUGUGUUUUAAGUGUUAAGUUGUUAUGUGAUUUCGGAGAGAUUGAAAUAAUCCUUCCUCACUUUUAGUGUUUAUGAGAUGUAUUUAUUGUGUAAAUGUUUUCCUUUAACUGGAAUUGGUUGAACCAUUUUUUUAAUAUUUUUUUUCCCCCAAGCAGGAAAACUGUAGCACAAAACUGAAAUAUUUGCUAUGAAGCAUUUUUAUCAUGGAGACCACUAUGAAAUCAAUUUUAUCCUGUAUUUUUGGAGUUAAAUCAAUUUCAUCAAAUUACCUUAUGUGAUGACGUAGUGUGGUGCUUUAUUUUGUGUAUUUAUCUGUUUUUUUUGUUGUUGGAAUUUCUAUUAAACCAAUUGGAUGACUUUUAUUUCA